This is a messenger RNA of Trichophyton verrucosum HKI 0517, 1197 nucleotides long. RefSeq lists its product as uncharacterized. Lineage: Eukaryota; Fungi; Ascomycota; Eurotiomycetes; Onygenales; Arthrodermataceae. The coding region runs from base 1 to 1197 and encodes 398 amino acids. The record is from RefSeq and is a predicted model, not a curated record. The transcript has a single exon. Gene Ontology annotation, molecular function: protein binding.
AUGGAGGCUCAAAACCUUACUUUUUGUUUACUUUUUGGACUUUCUUCCUCAGCUCGUUGUUAUUUUCUAUCUUUAUUGCUUUUCAUAUUCGAAUUUAUCACAUCAGUCAUCAAUAUCGUCUAUAUUAUACCCCGUGAGAAGAUUCACGUAGUCAUCAUGACUGUGAAUGCGUCAGAUGAGUACCUACUCAGGAAGUUUGCUACCCGUGAGCUAGACGAAUUCCGUAUCAACUUUCGCAACCCAAAAUUCUUUACUCCCGCGUACCUCCCCCAUAAACUAUCUAUAGGCAUCCUUGACCGACUACCCCUAGAGCUUCUCCAUGAGAUCCUAUAUAGGCUCGACCUCAAGUCGCUAUCUGCUCUGCUCUGCGUAUCUUGGGGCGGAAACGUUGCUGUCAACGAUUUGCCGCAGUAUCAUGCUAUUGUAAAGCACGUACCUUAUACCCUUGAAGCGAUUCGCCGAGCUGGUCUUCAAAGCGAAUACACGGUGCAGAAGCUCUAUAAGACUCUACGCACCCGCGACUGCCCCGAAUGCGGGGAGUUUGGUGGAUACAUGUUCCUCCUAACAGGCGAGAGAUGCUGCGUUGCGUGCUUGGACAUGAACCAGAACUUUUGGGCGCUUCCCAUCGACAAUAUGGAGCAGGAACUUUGUUUUACCUUCUACGGGAGGACAGAUCUAGUUGUGAUGAAUGCCCUCCCAGCCAGACCCUAUUCUGAUCGUGUGGAGCCGGCUGAAGGUCUGCGCCUGAUAUCUCUCAGGGAGGCAGUGAAGGUUGUAAAGAGAAACGGCACCCUUUUGGUCUUCGACUUUAUCACAUGCCUCGGGAGAGAAUGUGGGAGUCCUGCUCCUCUCCCUAUGGUUCAAUCCUGUUACUGUAAAUUCGGCCCCGAGAGGCAAAACGACGUUGUACCAGAGCAGCCUAGAUAUGAGUCCCGCAUCCCGCCUACGGGCUAUCCGGUAUGGUUGAGUGAGCCGAGCAACAGCUACGGCAUCAUGUCAUCCAUACGACUGCCAUACCUGCUACCGGAUGGGACGCUUGAUUGGGGCUUUUUUUGCGAUAGAUGCAUGAGCAUGGCGUACUACCCCUAUCUCAUCCCAGAGAGCGAGUUUCUAAAGCAUGCGCGCGUGUGCGAGCGGAUCAGGGAGUACGUUGAAAGCAAUUGUGGGGUCCCAGGACCGAGCAUUGAAAAAGCAUAA